Zalophus californianus (California sea lion) is the source of this 3008-nucleotide messenger RNA. RefSeq names its product 60S ribosomal protein L35a-like. The record is from RefSeq and is a predicted model, not a curated record. Lineage: Eukaryota; Metazoa; Chordata; Mammalia; Carnivora; Otariidae. The transcript is spliced from 2 exons. Gene Ontology annotation, cellular component: cytosolic large ribosomal subunit; ribosome. Gene Ontology annotation, biological process: cytoplasmic translation; ribosomal large subunit biogenesis. Gene Ontology annotation, molecular function: structural constituent of ribosome. Bases 2563 to 2895 code for a protein of 110 amino acids.
UGUGUUCCCUCUCUCGCUGUGUCUCUGUCAAAUAAAUAAAUAAAAUAUUAACAAAACAAAACAAAACAAAAAAACCUCUCCGUUUGUCCAGAAAGUAAGGAGGAAAAUAACCAGGGUGCACUGCUCAGGCAAGUGCUGAUCAGCUAUGUCUUCCGGUUGCGUGGUUGUGCUUUCUGUUACCCAAUCACAGAAAAAUCAAAGACUGGGUGACCCACGUGCUCAUUUUAUAAAAGAAAUUAGGCUGAGGCGAGUUAAGUGCUUUUAGAUCAGGAAGAUAAUGGCAGAGCGAGGACAAGAAUCCCACCACCCAGUGACAUCUUCUGGCUAGGGAAAUUCUCGUGCAAGUGCAACCAGGACUGAGCACAAUGAUGAAGACACCAGAGAGACCAAGGAGAGCUGCCCAAACCAGACCAGCUCUCCUUGGAAGUGGCAAAGGGAAAUCCCCCGUAACACGUUAGCACUGGUGGAAACUGAGUGAGAGGUCCAUGGAAUCUCUCUGUGCUAUUUCUGCAGCUUCCUACGAAUUUAUAAUCAUUUCAAAAUAAAAAGUUAAAGAAAUAGUGGAAAUCCUCCAGAAAAAACACAUUCGUGUGAUGAGAGAGUGUUUUCCCUCACAAACAGGAAUGUCACUGCCUCUAGGUCUUAUUUUUUAUUAUUAUUUUUUUAAUUUUUUUGCCUCUAGGUUUUAAAAGAAUGGUGCCUAGGAAGAAAAAUUGACGUACACCUGGGACCCGCCAGGAGGAAACUGGUGGAGCCAGGACUGAACCCUGCAGCCUGGAACCCUCCACUGUUAGCGCUGAAAGACGACUUUGCAUUGCUAGAACCCAGAGCGAUUCCUGGGGAGGAUGGGCCACUCUGAAGCAGCCCAUCAGACUCACAGGAGGGGUCUGCAUCAGUGUGCUGGAUAAUGGAAUGACAAACGUCAGCGUUACCACUGACAGAGGUAAACUACUGUAAUCAGAAACCUUUUGAGACUGAAGAAUGUUUUUAGGAGAAAAAGGUCUCUUAUGACAAGGGUAAGGAUUAUAUUCACAAGUGGAUGAAAUUUAGACAUUGUUAUAAGGAGAAAGUGACCUGAUAAUUUUUUUGACAUAAACCAAGUAUUUGUUACAAAAAGUUGGUUAUGUAUGCAUGACAAAGAUUAUAUAUUAUUUUUAAAUCACUUAUUUUAAAAUUACAAAGCACCAACAUUUUACUUUGGUGAAGUGCUACAGUCAAUUCUUUUAAAACCAUAACACCAAAAGGCGUUCCCAGUCUUCUCCCUCUACAUGACACGGGGCUGUCAGCCAACGCUGAGGACAAAAUGAUUAGAUUAAUAAUACAUAAGAAAGGAAGGACUUAAAAUAGCAUAUCCGUGGACAGCAUGAUUAUAAUCCUAGGAAAUCAACAACAAAAUACCAUCAAUAAUGAAUGAAUUUAGAAAAUCUAUAGGCUCUAAGGAAGAAAAAAAAUCACCGCAUUCUUAUCUGUUAGGAUGCUUAAAGCAGAAACCUCAGUAAAGAGAAAAGCAAUUUACAAACACUACAAAAUAUUUAAAAUCUGUUAUGUAACUUAGCUCAGGAUAGUAAAGAUUUAAUUAGGAAAAAUAUCAAUACCUAAUAGGAUGAAUAGAAGAAGUUAUACGUAACAGUCAAGAAAUUGCUAAUUCCUGGUUGAGAAGUCAGUCCUUUAUCAUAAUAAAGAUAAUACUUCCCAAGAAAUACAAGGAUUUAAUGUAACACGGACUUGAAAUUCCUGCUGAAUAUAAUUUAGAAUUUGAUAAAUUAAGAUCGGAAUUUGCCUAGAAGAGUAAGUAUACAAGAACACCAAAUAUGUAGGUCUUCAAAUAUAACAACAGCAGGCUUAUCCCAUCAGAUUUUUAAAUAUCUUACAAAGCAACAAUGAACCAAUGUUUAUGAUAUUAGGAGAAAAACAAAGGGACUAAUCAAUAUAUUUUAAGGUUCCAGAAAUAAAUUGAAACAAUAAAACUCUAAGAACUGGAAAGAACAAUGGGGGGAAAAUACUAGUUAAUAAACACAAAAAUGGUGGGAUUCAUUCAUCAUUCUAUACCAUAUACAAGUCAAAGCAUUAAACAUAAAUCAAACAAAAAAAGCCUGGAGAAAAUAAAGGAAUAAUUAUCCAAGAUAUGGGGAAAAAAAAUUUAUACCUACUCAGAGAAGGAUGCAUUCAAUACAUAAAGCCAAAGCGUUUAACAAAACAGAAGGCAAUAGAAAAAAUACUUGAAGGAUACAACAUAUUUAUAAGAUCAAUGUACAGAUUCUAUUUAAUCAAUACACAAAGGAGAAAAACCCAGUUUAUACACAGGAAAUACAGACAGUAAGCCAAAACAUCCAGGCUCACUGGCUUUGGAAAAUUAAAACUUUAACUCUUAGAUAUAUAUUAAAGUAGCAAAAAAAAUUAAAGUAACCAUGUUGAUGGGGCUUAUGGAAACACGGUACACUAAUAAUUUGCUAAAUAUACUAUAAACUUGUUCUGUGUUUCAAGAAGUCUUAAACUAGCUUUUUCCACCAUCUUGGAGUCUGCGGAGGCCUGCUGGGCACAGGACUCCUGUAACGCCAAGUAAUGUCCGGAAGGCUGUGGCCCAAGGCCAUUUUUGCUGGCUAUAAGCGGGGUCUCCGGAACCAGAGGGAGCACACAGCUCUUCUUAAAAUCGAAGGUGUUUAUGCUCGAGAUGAAACGGAAUUCUACCUAGGCAAGAGAUGUGCUUAUGUGUACAAAGCAAAGAACAACACGGUGACUCCUGGUGGCAAACCAAACAAAACCAGAGUAAUCUGGGGAAAAGUAACUCGUGCUCAUGGAAACAGUGGCACGGUUCGUGCCAAAUUCCGAAGCAACCUUCCUGCUAAAGCCAUUGGCCACAGAAUCCGUGUGAUGCUGUACCCCUCAAGGAUUUAAAUUUAAUGAAAAGUAACUCGUGCUCAUGGAAACAGUGGCACGGUUCGUGCCAAAUUCCGAAGCAACCUUCCUGCUAAAGCCAUUGGCCACAGAAUCCGUGUGAUGCUGUACCC